AUUUGUGACGUCAUAUCCGUCGCGACAAGAAAACAACUCUUCAACCUAUGGACGAAGUUAAUUCGCAAACACUUGAAUUUGCUCACUCUGAGUUUAAAAGACAGAAUUAUAAACAUGCAGAAGACCUUUAUACAAAGUUCAUCUCUUCGUGCGCACAGUUCAGGGGAUGCGAAGCUAGAAAAUUGGCAAGCGCUUAUAACAACCGCGGACAAAUAAAGUACCUGCGGGUGGAUUUUAAUGAAGCAGUCGAGGACUUCACUUCCGCAAUACAGACUGACAGUCGCUUUGAAAUACCGUUCUACAACAGAGGACUCAUCCGCUACAGACUAGGUUUUUUUGACGAAGCCAAGAGCGACUUCCAACACGCAUUGACGCUCAAUCCAGAUUUUAAAGAUGCCAAAGAGAGCCUGCAACGAACACUUCUGGACCAGCAGCACAAGACAGAAAGGGGAUACUGAAAGCUUCAUAAACUACCAAGGACACGUUUUUCUAUGUCCUUAAAUCUAGCUGCUACAGAAAACAUGUGCAUUCUGUCAAUUUACUUGUAUUUAUUUGAUCAGGAUAGAAAAAUAAAGAUCGAUGAACAAAGAA
Messenger RNA from Gasterosteus aculeatus aculeatus (three-spined stickleback), 591 nucleotides. It is a transcript of the gene ttc32, whose product is annotated as tetratricopeptide repeat domain 32. Gene Ontology annotation, molecular function: protein binding. The record is from RefSeq and is a predicted model, not a curated record. Lineage: Eukaryota; Metazoa; Chordata; Actinopteri; Perciformes; Gasterosteidae.